AUGAGCAUCGUUGAGGAAAAAGAAAGUUCAUCUCCUUUUUCUCGAAAGACGAAUUCAUCGAUUUUCGUUUUAGUCGUCGCGAUUGUCAGCGCGUCCACGGCUGGAGUGAUAUUCAAAAUACUCGAAGGGGAACCUUUAUAUAAUAAUAAUAAUAAAGGAGUUUUAGAAAAAGGAGAAAAAGAAGAAAAAGUGGCGGCGUUGUUAGCUUCUUCUCGCGUAACCGCGACGGCGUUGGUGCAGUUGCCGAUAUUUUUGUGUUCGCUUCUCUUUCGCUCUUCUUCUUCGUCUUCUUCGUCUUCUUUGAGAGGAGAAGAGAGGAAACGAACGAGGACGACGAUACGUGAUGAAAACAACGAGGAAGACGCUCGAUAUCUCCGCGAGAACUUGCACGUGUUCGUUCUGAGCGGUUUCUUCUUGAGCUUACACUUUUACUUUUGGAUGAACGGCUUGGUGAGAACGAGUUUGUCGCACUCGCUUUUAUUCGUCACGAGCUCACCAAUCGCGUACGUAUGUUUAACGGCGAUGACGUUUCGAAGCGAGAAAGUGCAAAAAGUUAUCGUUUGGGUGGUCUCGAAGAAGAAUAGGCAGCAACAGCAACAGAAAAAGAAUACUGUUGGCGACGAAGACAAUAACGAGACGCGCGAGACCGGCGCGAAUGGAGGCGAGAUUGAGUUGCACGAAUACAACGUAGAAGAAGGUAAAGAAGAAGAAGAAGAAGAAGAGAAUGAAAACGUUAACGACGACGACGACGACGACGAUGAGUUUACAGAAUUGUAUACUGUUCCUCCUUCCUCUUCUGUUUCUUCUUCUUCGAUUCUUCGAUUCAAAGACGUUUCAAGUUUUGAAGUCAUCGGCGCAAUUAUAGGUUUCGUAGGUUCGUGCAUCAUCGCUUUUGACGCAACAAAUAAGAAUGGUAGUAGUAAUAGUAGUAGUAGUAGUAGUAGUAGUAGUAGUCAGCGUAACGACAGGCCUUCUUUGAAAGGAGACGUUCUCAGUCUGUUGUCUGCGAUUUUGGUGUGCGGAUACAUCGCCAUCGGGGCAAAAAUAAGAGGCGAUAGACCGUCGAUGCCGAUAUUUGUGUAUUCGUUUCCUAUCGUCGCCUCGGCGGCGAUAUUUUUACAAAUUGUGGUGGUUCUCACGUGCGCGUUUGAUGAUGACGGCGGCUUUAAGCCGACGGUCUUUUUAGAAAGUUAUCGAUGGAUGAGAUUUUGGGAUCCCGCGGUUGGCCAAAAGACGUGCUUCCUCGUCUUUUUCCUGGCCGUCGUCCCUGGCACGUUAGGUCACUCGGGCUUUUUCGUCGCCAUGAAGCACUUAUCCUCUCUGACGGUCACAUUCGCGUUAUCUUUCGAACCAAUCAUCGGGUCUGCGAUUGGAUAUCUGUUGUCCGUUUCUUCAAUUCCUGGACCGGCCACAUUUGUCGGAGGAUUCGUUUUGUUAGUCGGCGUGUACUGUUGCAACUUGUAG
Messenger RNA from Bathycoccus prasinos, 1464 nucleotides. RefSeq lists its product with no specific name. NCBI's taxonomy places the organism in Eukaryota, Viridiplantae, Chlorophyta, Mamiellophyceae, Mamiellales, Bathycoccaceae. The transcript has a single exon. The coding region runs from base 1 to 1464 and encodes 487 amino acids. The record is from RefSeq and is a predicted model, not a curated record.